Polyodon spathula (Mississippi paddlefish) is the source of this 1804-nucleotide messenger RNA. RefSeq names its product vesicle-associated membrane protein-associated protein A-like. NCBI's taxonomy places the organism in Eukaryota, Metazoa, Chordata, Actinopteri, Acipenseriformes, Polyodontidae. The record is from RefSeq and is a predicted model, not a curated record. The transcript is spliced from 7 exons. Gene Ontology annotation, molecular function: FFAT motif binding. Gene Ontology annotation, cellular component: endoplasmic reticulum membrane; plasma membrane. Bases 135 to 1124 code for a protein of 329 amino acids. Gene Ontology annotation, biological process: neuron projection development.
ACUCCCGCGUUAGUACCCGUGUGCUCGCCCCUGCGCGCCUCCGAGGUUCAGUGACUCAGUGCUGCUCUUGGUUCUCGGCUAGCAGGGACAGUUUGACAUUUUCUGCUCCGACACCAUCAAUACUUCCAACAAAAAUGUCCAAAUUGGAACAGAUCCUCAUCCUGGAACCUCCGAUCGACCUCAAAUUCAAAGGUCCCUUCACAGAUGUCGUCACUACAAACCUAAAGCUGAAAAACCCCUCCGACAGAAAAGUAUGUUUCAAAGUGAAGACCACGGCACCACGCAGGUACUGUGUACGACCGAACAGUGGGAUGAUUGAGCCGGGGUCUUACAUAAUUGUCUCAGUAAUGUUACAACCUUUUGACUACGAUCCCAAUGAAAAAAGUAAACACAAAUUUAUGGUACAGACAAUCUUUGCAUCACCUCAUGUUACAGACAUGGAGGCAGUGUGGAAAGAUGCAAAACCCGAUGAUCUCAUGGAUUCCAAAUUAAGAUGCAUAUUUGAACUACCUUCUGAAAAUGAUAAAGUAAAAAGUAGAGUUGAAGAACGGAGACCAAUAGCCAGUAUUUUAGUGACCCCGCAAUCUUCCACCAAAGCCUACAAGGUCAGUUCAGACAGUGAUGCUCGCUUACCACCACGGGGUGCCCCAACACCAGGGGUUGCUCCCGAGCAUCGUACCCCCUUCAGCACCAGAUACCUUCAGACCCCAUUGACUGUUAGCAGCAAGACCGAUCUGCAGGGAUUUGUGUCAGCCCCCAGCAGUGUGAUCAAAGGGAAAAUAAUGCAGAAUGAUAUUGAAUCAAGCAAAGCUCCACUUCUUAAUGCAUCGAAGCAAGACGGUUCUUCCCUCCCAAAACCCACCAGCAUGUCACUGGACGACACUGAGAUGAGGAAACUCAUGGAAGAGUGCAAGAGGCUGCAGUCUGACGUGAUGAAACUCUCAGAUGAAAACCGGCAACUUAAGGAUGAAGGAUUGAGGAUGAGGAAGACACCUAGAUCAGACAACAUGGUAACAAACACAGGUGGCUUGAUGGGUAGAGACAGUUCCAGCUCUCUUCCUUCUCUCCUUGUUGUAAUCGCAGCUAUUUUCAUCGGAUUCUUCCUAGGGAAGUUCAUCUUGUAGAGAAGAAGCAUGCAAACGUGCUCAUUUAGGCCUGGAAAUGUUUUUCCAUUGACCUGCCAUGUCAUUGGUAGUGUGGCCCAUAGUGACCAUGUUUGUGUACAGCAUUAUAAACAGGCCUUGCCUUUUAACAAUCUCACACACUCACAAUUAGUACACACACACACAAAAGAAAACAAGAUGUUCCUUUUUUCAGUUCUUUGGGGAAGGGGGGGGGUAUAAAAGUUGUGCGUUGUCAAAACAUCAAUAGCAGGCGUGUCAAGGCUCAUAGAGCCCUUUGGUGAAAUUCCGUAAAUAAAGAAUUGUUCUCUCUCUGUGGUUUUAAUAAGAGUUGAAUGGAAUGUUAAGUGUCUUGUAAAAUGUUAUUUUAAUCCUUUUUAAAGACAAAUUUUUCAACCUGUUGCCUCUUGAAAUUCCAUUUGUUAGACCAAUUCAUAACCCCACUUUCUUUUGGGAAUGGCAAGAGGUGUGCCAGGGAAAAUGGUGCCUCCUUCCUUGUAAAUCUCUCACCCCUUUCUUGUCCCUGCUGAUUCCAGCUCAGAAUUGUUUUUGUUUGUUUCUUUAUUUUCUCUUUCCUGCCACAGAUUAUAACCCUUGUGAGGCAAUUGUUGACUGAAAAAAUCUCCAUUCUUACAAUCCUGUCCCAUGGUAUUUAACAUUAAAUAAAGAAAAAUCUCUAAAAA